CUGACUUGGUGUAAAUUGUGUUUUUCUUGUUUUCUGUUAAAAUAUUAAUAUUUAUUUUUACAGUAGAUAGUCAAAAUUUACAAUUUAUUUUACGAGUUCUUUGCUAUACUUCGCUCACACCAAAAGUAAUUUUCUACCUUUUUAUAAAUUCAAUAUGAAUAGCUUAGGAUGGACCUUAAUAAUGAAAAGAGGUUGUCUCUUCUGUUCCAAAGAGACAGUAGACAUUAAAGGAACAAAAUACAUUAUACGUGAUCGACUGGCUCAGGGUGGUUUCAGUUUGAUCGAUCUAGCAGAAAAUGCUACAACACACAAACUAUAUGCAGUUAAGCGUAUAACUUGUCACAGCAUAGAUGAUCAAAAUAUAGCCCUGCGUGAGAUUGAAAAUUGUAGACGUAUCGAUUCAGAAAAUGUAAUUAAAGUAAUAGACUAUGAGCUGAAAGGAUCUGCGGAUAUUGUCAUCAAUACCACUAGUGACCUAUACAUAGUACUGCCAUACUAUAAGAACGGUUCGCUGGCAGAUCAUCUAAGUAUGCGUGCACGUAAAGACGAUCACAUGCCAGAAGCGCAAAUUUUGCAAGUAUUUCUUGGUAUCUGCAAUGGUUUAAGGGCGGUGCACGAAACUAAACCAGUGCCGUUGGCACAUCGAGACCUGAAGACAGCAAACAUAUGUUUGUCUGACACUUUUGAACCGAUAAUUGUAGAUUUGGGUUCAAUGACGGAAGCUCGUUUGCAAAUCUGUGGGCAGAAUGAAGCGCAACGACUGCAAGACGAAGCAGAGGAGCGCAGUUCAAUCGUGUAUCGUGCACCAGAACUGUUCUCAGUUAAGUCGUAUUCCACCAUAGAUGAACGUACAGAUAUUUGGAGCCUUGGUUGUGUUCUUUAUGCCAUGUGCUUCUUCCAUUGUCCCUUUGAUUCGGUUUAUGAAAAAGGUGAUAGUGUUGCGCUGGCGGUGCUGAGCGGUAACAUCAACAUUCCUGAAAGUUCCAUUUAUUCUGAUGAUAUGCACGAUUUAAUCAAAUAUAUGUUGCGUAUGGAUCCUAUGGAGCGACCCUUUAUAUAUAGUGUAAUCGAAAAAACCCAAGAUUUAAUACAUAAGCUUGAUGGACGUGUUUAGCUAACUAUAACGUAUGUGUUUUUAAUUUUGCUUUUUUUAAAAUGUGAAUGAUAUUUUGACGUAAUUAUUGCAUUUUGUGAACAAUUUAUAUAUGAUGAACAA
Molecule: messenger RNA, 1216 nt
Organism: Bactrocera tryoni
Lineage: Eukaryota; Metazoa; Arthropoda; Insecta; Diptera; Tephritidae
Product: serine/threonine-protein kinase 16
Exons: 3
Coding region: 155-1114 (319 amino acids)
Biological process (GO): protein phosphorylation
Cellular component (GO): Golgi apparatus; cytoplasm
Molecular function (GO): protein serine/threonine kinase activity; ATP binding
Source: RefSeq, a predicted model, not a curated record